Gavia stellata (red-throated loon) is the source of this 522-nucleotide messenger RNA. RefSeq names its product PR domain zinc finger protein 8. The coding region runs from base 1 to 522 and encodes 173 amino acids. Gene Ontology annotation, molecular function: protein binding. The record is from RefSeq and is a predicted model, not a curated record. Lineage: Eukaryota; Metazoa; Chordata; Aves; Gaviiformes; Gaviidae. Gene Ontology annotation, cellular component: nucleus. Gene Ontology annotation, biological process: regulation of DNA-templated transcription. The transcript is spliced from 3 exons.
AUGGAACUUACUUCUUUGCCUAAAUUCCUUUGGACAAGUGACAACAAACUUCUGCAUCACCAUUUUCCGGACAUAUUGGCUACCGUUCAUACCACACAAGACAUUCCCAAAGAAGUUGUUUUUGGACCAUGCAUUCUCCAGAACACCCUGCUGGACACUGUAGCUUUUAUUGCUCUCAAGUGUUCUGACAGACGGAACAUCCACUAUGUAUUUAAGGUAGAUGUUACGUCUGUUCACAGUCCCACAGGACUGCCUUGGAUGAGACUUGUACAAGCAGCUGCCAAUAGCAAGGAGCAGAACUUGGAAGCUUACUUAGAAAACAGUCAAUUAUAUUAUCGCUCUACCAGGAAAAUCAACAAAAAUGAGGAGCUGCUUGUCUGGUAUGAUGAGGAGCUUUCCAACCUCUUGGGUUUCAAUGGGAUAAAAGCUCAGAGCCCCCAGAAUGCAGAGGAUGGUGCGCUAGCUAUUAAUGCUGACAUUUUUGAGCUGUGUAGUGGACGUCUAUGCACCUUGGAAUCCUAA